AUAUGAAAUGACUUAUAUGUAGAAAUCCAGUUGCAAUUGAAUAAAAAUAAAACUAACAAUAAGUCCUUUACACUUUACUCCUUAAUAUUUUGUCAGAUAUAGAAGCCACUGUUUCCCAUCGUCUCUGCAAUCAAUACAAUGUUUACCACUUCGUUUAAGUACAUAUUUGAUGUUCAAAAUUUCUCUUAGUGUUUCUAUGCUUAGGCUGUUCAUUUGAUUUCAUAAAAUUCAUGUGGCUUAAUACUCUGUCCACAUCAGCAAGCGUAUUUUGUUACAAAAAAAUAAUAAUGCUAUAUUAAACGUAUGCUUCGGUCCAGCGGUGGUGUAUCUUAUACCCCAGGUGAUAUUUCUGUACGUGUAUCUUACAUUUGGCAGUAGUAACAGUGUUACCCAUGCAUGUAAUGUCUUGGUACGCUCCACUGAGUUAAUGAUUAUGAGAUGUGUACACACAUGUUAUUUGUGUCUGUAGUUGUGCAUACCCCCCAUAUAAAUGAUUUUUCCAUAUAAAUCAUUUCAUAUUUACACAUAUUUAUGCGAUUUUCCGUUUUAGAUACUUUUACACUUUUAAUUAGUGCUUUUAACAAGUUUUAAUUAGUAAGCCUGUUUCUCCCUCUCGCGAGGAAUGGAGGAAAUGCAUAACAUAUAAAGGGGAACAACUUCAUAACAAGUACAAAGUACAUCAUUUAACGACUUCGAUAUAAUUGUUAAUCGGACACUGACUGAUUCCAUGUGACGAUCGAGAAUAUCACAUGUAAUUGGCAUGAAAGCAUUGUUUCCAUCAGAUGACAUCAUCAAUAUUCACCACCUUUUAAAGACUGAAAGAAAAUAUUGUACAGAAGAGAUUUAAGAACUCCAGAGAAUUCCAGUGAAAUAUUUCUUCUCAACUGAGACUGAUUGCAACGCUUCUCUUGUGAAAUGUUUGGAAUGUCUUCAAGAUUAUUUUGUACUGAAGUUAGACUUCAUUAACUUUAAAAGGAAUCUUAGAGUGUUUUCGGAUAUCAAGAAGGAUUACAGUUGAUGGAAAGAGAGCAGUUGCUAUAAUUUGUUAAGAAUAAGUUGUAGGACAAGAACAAAAAUUAUAUCCACAUAUGUUGGGAAGAGUGAAAUAAAAAAAUAGACGGACAGGUUAUUUAAGAUAGUUGAAGAAUAUAAUUUUAUUCUGAAGAGAUGUCACAAAAGAAACCACAAUCAACAUAUCAGUGUGAUAUCUGUAAAAAGACUUUCGCUCAUAAAUGUAAUCUAACUACUCACAGGCGUAUUCACACAGGAGAGAAGCCAUUUCACUGUGAUAUCUGUGAUAAAUCAUUCUCUCAGAGAACUACCUUAGCUUUACACAAACGUAUUCAUACAGGGGAGAAGCCAUUUCACUGUGAUGUCUGUGGGAAAUCAUUUUCUUAUGUAUCUGGCUUAACUGUACACAAACGUAUUCAUACGGGAGAGAAGCCAUUUCACUGUGAUAUCUGUAGUAAAUCAUUCUCUCAAGGAACAGCCUUAACUGCACACAAACGUAUUCAUACAGGAGAGAAGCCAUUUCGCUGUGAUAUCUGUGGUAAAUCAUUCUCGCGAGUAUAUAACUUAACAGUACACAAACCUAUUCAUACAGGGGAGAAACCAUUUCGGUGUGAUAUCUGUGGCACAUCAUUCUCUUAUGUAACUGGCUUAACUGUACACAAGCGUAUUCAUACAGGGGAGAAACCGUUUCAGUGUGAUAUCUGUGGGAGAUCAUUCUCUCAGAUAAUUGCCUUAACCGUACACAAACGUAUUCACACAGGAGAGAAGCCAUUUCACUGUGGUAUUUGUGGUAAAUCAUUCUCUUACAAGUAUCUCUUAAUGGAUCAUUGUCGUAUUCAUACAGGUGAAAAACCAUUACACUGUGGUAUCUGUGGUAAAUCAUUCUCCGUAAAAAGCAGCUUAAUUGCUCACAAACGUAUUCACACAGGAGAGAAGCCAUUUCAGUGUGAUAUCUGUGGUAAAUCUUUCUUGAGAAGCAAUAAUUUAACUAGACACAAACUUGUUCAUACAGGAGAGAAGCCAUUUCGCUGUGAUAUUUGUGGUAAAUCAUUCUCUAUUGAUUAUGUCUUCAUUCGUCAUCAACGUAUUCAUACAGGUGAAAAACCAUUUCGCUGUGAUAUCUGUGGGAGGUCGUUCGCUGUCAAAACCAGCUUAACUUCUCACAAACGUAUUCACACAGGAGAGAGGCCAUUUCAUUGUGAUGUCUGUGGUAAAUCAUACUUUACAAGCAGUAAUUUAGCUAGUCACAAACUUAUUCACAGAGGAGAGAAGCCACUUCACUGUGACGUCUGUGGUAAAUCAUUCUCUUUUAAUUAUCUCUUAAUUGACCAUCAUCGUAUUCAUACAGGAGAAAAACCAUUUUGCUGUGAUAUCUGUGGCAGAUCAUUUUCUAUAAAACGCACCUUAACAAGUCACAAACGUAUUCACACAGGUGAGAGGCCAUUUCAGUGUGAUAUCUGUGGUAAAUCAUUCUCUCAAAAGUGUAACUUAACUCAACAUCUAUCUGUCCAUACAAAAGUGUGACUAUGCCAUUGUCAAAAUUCAUUGCGUCUCUGAAGAACCGGCAAUUUCACAUCUGUAAAGCCUUCACUUGAAUCAUACUCAUCAUUGUUCUUUUUAUGAGGUACUAUUUUCUGACCACAUUCUGUGUUUGUAGCCCUUUUAAAAGCCUGUUACAACAUACACAGAUAUGAUGUUCUGUUUAUAUCCAGCAAAAAAAGCAUGCAAAAAUAAACUUUAUUUUCCAUCUUA
Messenger RNA from Octopus bimaculoides (California two-spot octopus), 2763 nucleotides. RefSeq lists its product as uncharacterized. Gene Ontology annotation, cellular component: nucleus. Gene Ontology annotation, biological process: regulation of gene expression. The record is from RefSeq and is a predicted model, not a curated record. NCBI's taxonomy places the organism in Eukaryota, Metazoa, Mollusca, Cephalopoda, Octopoda, Octopodidae.